Messenger RNA from Zea mays, 1690 nucleotides. RefSeq lists its product as uncharacterized. NCBI's taxonomy places the organism in Eukaryota, Viridiplantae, Streptophyta, Magnoliopsida, Poales, Poaceae. The record is from RefSeq and is a predicted model, not a curated record. The transcript is spliced from 2 exons. Bases 608 to 1069 code for a protein of 153 amino acids.
CCAUCCAAACUGCUACAUCCGGCGAGGCCCGUCCGUCCAUGAUCAUGCAUUCGCGGCUUCGCCCGCGGUUGCCCAUCCGGCCAUCCCCGCCCACGCUUGCUCGCUUCCCUCGUACUCUACCGGUCGGCCUCCCAGGCUCUCCCACUAUAUAUCGUGCCCCGUCCCCGGACCAAACGAGAGAUAAGCUUGCUCCACGCUCCAUCACUCUCCUCACUAGUCACAAGUACACCCACUGGCCAGUGGCUACACGAGCUGAGCUAUCUCCGCUAGCAGCUCGCUCACAAGUCACACCCACGCCCAGAGUGUUCUAGCUACACCCUAGCUCCGGUCUUCUUCUUUUUCUUUUUUGAAAGGCGCCACCUUGGCGCGGCCUUCCUCCUAGAUCGAGUCCAGGCGCGCGGUGCGAGAGGGUUCCAGCACCCGCAGGCUGCUUCCCACAACCCCAUUCCACCCUUGGAGGUGGCCACUGGGCCGGCCGGCCGCACCUAACUCCGGUCUUGAUCUCAUAGCUUGAUAAGUAACAACGACGGGCGUAAGAGCUCAGAGAGGUGGGAGCUAGGGAGAGGAACAAAAGAAACCAGCGCGCUUGUGCGUCGUGUGGCGAUGCAUGGCAUGUGUUGACAUGUACAACCCAGAGCACCAUCAUCAGCACCAGCCAGCGCCGCCGUCCUUCAUGGCGCCGCGGAUGUCCUUCUCCAGCGACUUCGCGGUGGAGCCGCCGCCCCCGGCCGCGGCGCGCGGGGGCGGGGACGCCGACUUCGAAUUCUCCGUCGGCAGCCACCCGAUGAUGGCCGCCGACCAGCUCUUCUCCAAGGGCCGCCUCCUGCCGCUCCGGGAGGCGCCGCAGCAGGCCGCCGGCGGGAGGCCCGUGACUCUGCGCGACGAGCUGCGCGCCGACGAGCGCCACGGCCGCGCCCCCCGCGCGACCAACAUCCGGUGGAAGGAGCUGCUCGGGCUCAAGAAGGCGCCCAAGAAGCAGCAGGCCGCCGCCGCCGCCGCCGAAGCUGCCGCCGGCGCGUCCACCGACGCCCACAUGGAUCUUGGAGGCCAGGGAAGCACGAGAGGCUGAAGCAUCAAGAUCAGCUUGUGACUAGCUAGCUAGCAGUGAGCGGCGAAGCAAGUACUGCAUGGUCAUUGGGUGGUACAAAGCGCGCGUGCCUUUUCAGCCGGCUGCUCAUCAUCUGAUAUUGGGGGGGGGGGGGGGGGGGGGGGGGGGUUGAUUUGGCAUCUCAUCGAGCUACCUAGCUAGCUGAUCCAUAUCUCGAUCAUGUCAGUGGCUUAGCCUACCGCCGGAGACGAAGCUGCUACAUACGGCCGGAGAAGAAGACGUCUCUGGUGGCUCAUCACAGUCACACCGAUGUGCAUUUCCCUUUUACCUAUUUGCCGCAUCUUGUUCCCUUCUUUUAUUUAUUAUUUAUUCUGGGUGUAUAAGGGGAAUUUUUUUUUGUCAUUUGUUUCUUGAUAGUAGUAGUUCGUUGGCCGAGUUAUUAGUAGAUGCAUGUCCAACCAUCCAUGGCUGCAGGCUGCUGCAGCUAGCUUUGUUGCAUUGUAGUAAUGGUCGUCGCGUGCGGUGUAGCAGCAGUCAGUCAGUAGUAGUCAAAAUUAAAACUCCGCUAGCUGGUGUGGUGACUGGUGCGUGCCUAUCUCUGAUUGUUUUGAAAAGGGCCAGUAUAUUUCCCCUUUAAUUUCA